AGGUCUCUGGCUUCGUCCGGUGUUCUGACUGUAAUGGUCUUCAGGAGACUCCAGGACACUACAAAUUCUGGCGACGAAGGUUCAGACUACUGAAGCAAGCAGGUGGCGUUGUCCAAGUUGCUGAGGCCAGAGCUAAAUUUGGGAAGGAAAGAUCCAGUGCGAAUGUGGAGACCACACCUAAGCAUACAAGGCGUAUGGUGUCGAUUCCAUACGGGAUAACGUAUAGUGACACACAAAUUCAAGAUCUGAAGCACCAAAUGAGGAGUGAAAUGGCGUGCACAGUGCGAAAUUAUGACUAGAUAAGUUCCCUCAUGAAAGAGACGUACGAGCAGAGGCACAAGUGGAUCGUGGACACGCAUCCAACGACUGCUGACGUCCUUCAAGAUUAUCCUGCUGUCGCACUCCCAGAUAUGAUACAUCAGGAAUUUACUCUAAUGACAGGAGUCAACGCAGACGACAAUUUGCUGCAGAUAAUAAACCUGAUUGGGGAGAAGUGCAUUGAGCUUGUCAGGUCUCGCAGGUAUGCAAAGGAAACUGUGAAGGAAAUGGACGAAGAUCUCGCAGUGCUGACGGGUGAUACACAAAAAUACUGUUUUGAGGUUAAUGUUCUUCGCCUGCUGCCGUCAUUGCUGAAAGAACAUCCGGAGUUCUUGAAAGCUACUGUGUAUGAUAAGCACACAAGGAAGCACUUGCACAGGCGGCUGUGCUCGUGUCUCUUUUCAGCUACUUAAACACGCUUGCACUGCUUUUGUCUAUUGCAUCAGCUGAUUUUUACGUUUACUUAUGUUAUGUUUCCACAAAGGGUGUUUCUUACAUUAUCUAAGUUGUGCAAUUGUAAGUGUGCAAUUUUCUGCUGUCUACAUUUUACAAUUACGUAGUAAAGCCAA
Molecule: messenger RNA, 887 nt
Organism: Ornithodoros turicata
Lineage: Eukaryota; Metazoa; Arthropoda; Arachnida; Ixodida; Argasidae
Exons: 5
Coding region: 312-731 (139 amino acids)
Source: RefSeq, a predicted model, not a curated record